Molecule: messenger RNA, 2341 nt
Organism: Ilex paraguariensis (yerba mate)
Lineage: Eukaryota; Viridiplantae; Streptophyta; Magnoliopsida; Aquifoliales; Aquifoliaceae
Source: the annotation of a GenBank genome assembly
CGCAAGGGAAACCUUUACAUAUUCUAGAGACUCGUCUUCUCCAUCUCCUUCGCUUUGUCAGCUUCAACAUUACCAUCUACAUCUACGUAUAACCCCUAUCUCUUCGAUCAAUCAUGGCAUUUUUCUGUUAAACCCUGAAAAGUUCAAAGCAAUGGCUCGACGAACCCACAUGACCGAGCUAGGCUGCAUAGCCUGCGACAACCUGGGCGAUCUCGGCGCAGGCAGAGAAGGUUGGCUCGUCGAAAACCCUAAUGUCCUAACAGCCCUCGAUACCCACUCUCUUGGACUUGCGAACAAGUCUUUAGUCCUAGUCCUCGACUGGUCAAAUGGCUCCGAUCCGGGCAGUAAUCAGGUCAAGAUCUUACCCACUUUGUCUCCGAUCGAAGCCGAGUAUAUCUCCGCAAUUGAGUGGUUGGUUUUCGACGAUGUAAGGGUUCUUGCGCUUGGAACUUCUUGUGGGUACCUGUUAAUUUACUCUCUCAGUGGCGAUCUCAUUCAUAAACAGAUUGUAAAUCGCGGAAGGAUUGUUAAGUUGAGGGUCCGUGGAACUAAGAGAGAUCUGGUAGAAGACACGUCCUCAGAGGAGGUUUGUGUUGUUAUGCCAGGUGUAAUUGCUCGUUUUGAUGGAUCUGACAUUCAGAGUAUGCUGCAACGAUGGUUUAAAGAAACACGCACAGACUUUUGGGGUCAGACAUCAAAAAGGAGGGAUCCAGAGGAUUCUGGAUCUUCCUUUGGAAGGCUUCCUUACCAGUUAUGGAAUGUUAGCAAGUAUGGAUCGUGCGCUGAUGCUGCAAUCACAGGCAUCAUGCCUCCGCCACUGAUGGAACUCCAGUCAAGUCAACGUUACUAUUGUGCAGUCACUAUUGGAGAUGAUGCCGUGAUUUCAGCAUUUAGACUUUCAGAGGACAGAAGCAGGUCUAUAGUAGGAGCUAUUCUAUCAAAAGUUGUACCUGUAACAUUUUCAACAAUAGCUUCUUUCUCUAAAAUGAUUUGGCGGAGUGAACAGUCAACAGCUAAAAUACCAGAAGCAAAGCCUCAACCAUUUGCUCGAGCUUCCCCUCUGACUUGUUUGAAGGAUCACCCAAGAAAGGGUGAGAAACUAACUUUAUCACCCAGUGGUACUUUGGCUGCAAUAACAGAUUCGCUUGGUCGUAUCUUACUCUUGGACACACAGGCACUUGUGGUGGUGCGGUUAUGGAAGGGGUAUCGUGAUGCGAACUGCCUAUUUGUGGAGAUGUUUGUAAAUAAAGAUAAGGCAACUUCGAAAUCCAGUUAUUAUGAACAUGUGAAGAGCGAUUAUUGUCUGUGUCUAGCCAUUCAUGCACCUCGAAAAGGGAUAGUUGAGGUCUGGCAGAUGAGGACAGGACCUCGUCUUCUGACUAUUCCAUGUGCCAAAGGUAGCAAAAUAUUGCAACCCACAUAUAGAUUUGGAUUGUCAAUGGAAUCUUCAUCAUCUUAUAUUCCCUUGGAAGUUUUCUUUCUGAAUGGAGACUCUGGCCAAUUAUCAGUUCUAAAUCGAUCACUUCAUUAAAUUCUUUUGAACGCUCGAUUUUCAUUCUACUUAUAGAUAAAAGUUGGCCUGAUAUGCCCAAUGCAAUUCAGUCUGCCCACAUAAUUACUUUUUUUAUUCGCUGCACAUAUGUAAGAAUGAUAAUCACAGGCUGCAUUUGGAAAAUUGGAACGAGACUCAAGCUGAUCUUGUUUUAGAGCAAAUUGCAUAUCGACUUUCUUGUUUGAAAAUGGUCUUUUUUGCCUUGGUUUUUGGAAAUAAUUUCCUGCAGAAUAGAAUGAGUUCGACCAAGAACAUUGGAUGAUUGCUGCAAUGUCUAUUUCUUUCACUGAGAUGAACAUUUCCUUCUAAGCAACCAGAAUAUAAGCUGCAAUACAAAGAGCUUUGGUCAAAAGUAAUUGGAAUGGUGAAUCAGAUUGUGUUCUUGAAGUAUAAUUCAGAGUCAUCUUGUAAGUGUACUGCUUCAGAGGUUUGCCAAGGGCUAGUACCAAACUCUCAUCUUGGCAAGAGAGUGGACGGUACAGGUAGGUCGCUUGGAAUUCUGUUUCCUUCUACUCCAGCCAUCGUCUUUAUGUCCAAGCUGCGUGGAUUAAGUAUGACUCAAACCAUGGGAGUUGUGUCCAGUGACCGAUAAAUUUCCACACAUCAACCCUGGACUUGCCUUUAAAUUCAGCUUGAUCUCAGCUGGGAGAGAGAAAAGUCAGCUUGACCUGAUACAUAUAGAUCACCAGAUUUUUGAAAUGUAUAUUUUUCUUAUUAUUCAAUAGUCACGGAUGUUUGAGUCAGUUUGUGUAUUUUGACUAAUUUCCUCACCAGUUCGGUCGAAUGUAG